Oncorhynchus mykiss (rainbow trout) is the source of this 2108-nucleotide messenger RNA. RefSeq names its product claudin 5a. Gene Ontology annotation, molecular function: structural molecule activity. Gene Ontology annotation, cellular component: membrane; bicellular tight junction. The record is from RefSeq and is a predicted model, not a curated record. Lineage: Eukaryota; Metazoa; Chordata; Actinopteri; Salmoniformes; Salmonidae.
UAUAACCAAUUAAUUGUAUGUUCUUAAAUUCGACUAAAUUGGAAAUAAGAGCCCAGCAAUUAUGUUUGCUUCAAAGUCAUAUAAUUUAGAUAUUGUGAAGGCUAUUCCAGUAAUGAGCAACUUGGUUAGAAUAUGUUUUAUUACAGCCUAGGGUCUUACAAGUCCUCUGCGUUUGUUCCCAACCUUAUAUUCAACCGACUAACUGUUCUCACACGCACGCACGCACAAAAUGCGGUCUCCUGGCUUUGUUCGUUCUCAUCCAACAUCCCUGCCUCCUCAUUGGUGCUGAGAGGAUGGGGGACUUCUGAUUGGGUGAAAGUUUUUCCUCUGGCUUUAGCACUUGUGUUGUCACCCCCACCCCACUCAAAACAUAUAAUUGGUCAAGCCGCUCUAUGAGUCCAGUUGUUUUUACAGUCAGUAACAUACGACAGCCUAUUGUAGACUAUUUGUAGCAAGAGUGAUGUAAGGAGUCUCAAACAAAUCGACGUUGUCUGAAUCUGUCUGAAGCUCAGAUAUUCCAAAGCGCAGCAUCCACAUAAAGACGCGUUGUUCACGCACAGAGGAGGACACAAAUUAUAACAAAUAUCCAUUAAAAAUAGCGAAGAUGGUGUCCGCUGGACUGGAGAUCCUUGGGCUGGGGCUGUGCGUCAUUGGCUCGCUCCUGGUGAUGGUGGUGUGCGGGCUGCCCAUGUGGAAGGUAACGGCGUUCAUCGAGGCCAACAUUGUGGUGGCUCAGACCAUCUGGGAUGGGCUCUGGAUGUCUUGUGUGGUGCAGAGCACCGGCCAGAUGCAGUGCAAGGUGCACGACUCGGUCCUUGCGCUCGGCCACGACCUGCAGGCGGCGCGAGCCCUCACCGUCAUCUCGUGUGUGUUUGGCGUGCUGGGGCUGAUGGUGGUGAUCGCCGGGGCGCAGUGCACCAACUGCAUUAGCGCCGAGAACGUCAAAACCCGGGUGGUAAACGCCGGAGGGGUCAUCUACAUCACCAGUGGGUUGUUUGUGUUAGUUCCCCUCUGCUGGAUGGCCAACAACAUCAUCUCUGACUUCUACAACCCACAGGUGCCUGCGUCCAAAAAGAGGGAGAUCGGGGCCGCGCUCUACAUCGGUUGGGCGGCCACGGCGCUCCUGCUGAUCGGGGGCGCGCUACUCUGCUGCUCUUGUCCUUCUGACGGGAAUUCGGGCUAUUCGGCCAAAUAUUCCCCGACCAAACGGGCCACACCGAACGGGACCGGAGACUAUGACAAAAGGAAUUACGUGUAGCCCUGCUUCCCACCCUCGGGAUGGGGUAGCUAUGCUGUGCGUAAAUGUGCUGUGAUCUUUGAAAAACUAUUUUUUUAAACGUAUUUUUUGCACCUGCAGUUUACUCUGAACUUUGAAAUCAAUUAAAGCAUCAUUUUGUUACACUGACUAUAAACUAAACACACUAUUGGAUAACAUAUUCGUUCAUCAUUUUUUCAAACAGCAGAAAAUAAACUUUUUGGAGACUAUGCAUAAACGUCUGGAUAUAAAGUGAUAGCCAAUGACAAAAAUGAGCGUCUUUGUUUUAGGUACCUGCAUUUUUAAAUGUCCUAGUCUAUAUUUUCUAUGAUCGCUCAUAAUCCCUUGCAUUUUGAAAUGUUUACCAUUAUGAAGAUUAUACGACUGAAUAUAUCCACUGUUUUGUUUUACUUCAGUGUAGGCUUCAGUUACUAUGAUUUCGGAGUGAUAGCACUCCAAACCACCUGAAAGGUUUUUGGACAGUGGAUUUUUGCUUCAUGGCACUGUGGGACGAGCUAAAAAAAAUAAAUGUAGGCUAGGCCUAUUUUUAAGGAAACACAACUCAGGCGUCCUUAUAAUAGUGGAAUAUAAUCUAUUUUACAAAAAUUAGGACCAUAGAUUUAGAUGCCAAAUAUAGGAUGUCCAGAUGAAACUUUUAAAAGUUUGCAAAUGUGAGUUUUAUAUCUGUAUGUAGAAGCUGUGCUGGAUGUGUUUCUUGUCAUGGAUUUGUAUGAAUACACUGCUGUUUUACUAACUGGUUUUGUUGAUGUUUGAUGUAAAGAUCCAUUAUAUAUUUCAUGCAAUAUUCUUUCCAAUGUUAAACUGAGAUUAAACUGAUAUCGUCUUAAAUGUA